UUUUGCCUUUUGUCUUGCCUUUUUUUCCCCCAAGCUGAAUCUGAUGCUCGGAAAGUGAGCUCUCUCCAACUGCCAAGAUGGUAAUAAACGUCUGUCUCCCACAGUUCAAGCCAAGAAUUCACUGCAACAAGAUUUCUGCUGAUGGUUACGAAGUGGAGAAUCUGAUCUCCGAAGACCUUGCCAGGAGAAAUCGCGGUUUCCGCAGCGAAUACUUCAUCAAACCUCCAGUCCACGUCACCAUCUCUUUUCCCUUCAACAUUGAGAUCUGCAGAAUUAAUAUUGACAUCUCAUCCGGCGGUUACCAAACCUUCUCCGGGCUCGAAGUUUACACCUCUACCUCAUGCAAUAAAACCUCUUGGCAGAGCCCCGAGGGUCAGUUCUCAGGCCUGGCCGGUCAGCCUGUGUCAGACAAAGACACUUUCACACUGGUGGGCAAAGCUGUUUUAAAGAAUCAAAGCAAAGUGACGUUCGGCCACCGAGGCUUCAAGCCGAGGCCUCCUUUCCACCAGAUGGAAAAUGUCUUCUCCUACCCUGGCUCUGCCUCUCAAGACCUCUGGAACAAAGGGCCCGCCUCGCUGAGCAACGUCUCGCACUUAAGGAUCUGCAUCACCCACGUAGCCGGGGGUGGCCUGCCUUGCAUUAAGAGGCUGGAGGUGUGGGGACAGCCUGCCAAGUCCUGCCCGCAGGAGGUGAUCGAGGGGGUCUUUCAGGUGGCCUCCCAGUUCUUCGCCCAGGAUGUCGGCAGCCUCAAGCCGGAGCUCUGGACGCCGAUGGAGAGCGACUGCGUGCCCUUCAGCGCCAGUGACAGCGAGCAGCAGGCCCUCCGCAAGCUGGUGGAUGUCGUCCAGGACAUCCCUGAAGAAUUCCUGGACCCGAUCACUCUGGAGAUCAUGACCUUCCCCAUGCUCCUGCCCUCCGGGAAGGUGAUUGACCAGACCACCUUGGAAAAAUGCAACCGGAGUGAGGCGUCUUGGGGCAGGGUACCCAGCGAUCCUUUCACUGGGGUGGCCUUCAGCCAGCACUCGCAGCCCCUACCUCACCCUACCCUCAAGGCCAGGAUAGACCACUUCCUCUUACAGCACAGCAUCCCUGGCACCAACCUGCUUGGCAGGGCUCACGCCUCGGAAACGCUCGUACCUUCUUCCAUAACAAUGUCUUCUCUGAAAAGGAAAAUGGACUGUAUGGAUCAGAGCUCCGCCCAGCCACCUUAUUUUUCUUCUACAAACUUACUUGUCACGUCUACCUCAGAGAACAGUGCGAAAAAAAUGAAAACGGACAGUGACUCGCACUGGAUCCAAAUGGACUGUUCCACAGAUACGGUCUCUCAUGAACAAAAACUCUCGGAGAGUUUGGACACAGCCUUGAACUCGGCACUCAGCUCGAUGCCCUCGUUCACGGCCAAGCUGAUGAAAAGCCAGCAGCAGGCGCAGAGCGAGGGAGGCUGCAGCAGUUCGUGGAGCGCAGGCACCAUCCUCGAGCACGGCAGGCGGAGCCAAACCCAGGGAUGCGCUUCCCAUGGCAAAUCUAACCCUCCCCACUUUCAAUUUAAA
Messenger RNA from Eurypyga helias (sunbittern), 1550 nucleotides. RefSeq names its product U-box domain containing 5 (gene UBOX5). NCBI's taxonomy places the organism in Eukaryota, Metazoa, Chordata, Aves, Eurypygiformes, Eurypygidae. Gene Ontology annotation, cellular component: nucleus. The record is from RefSeq and is a predicted model, not a curated record. The transcript has 5 exons. Gene Ontology annotation, biological process: protein polyubiquitination. Gene Ontology annotation, molecular function: ubiquitin-ubiquitin ligase activity; ubiquitin protein ligase binding. The annotation marks the transcript as partial.